AGCCCAUUAAAAGGGGGCAUUUAAAAACCAUGGAUUUCAAUUAACAGUGGAUCAUAAUUAUGAAUAAAGCCCAGCCCAAAAGCCGUCGGAUAGCCUACCAUACAAGACUCAAUAUACAAAACCCACCUCCCAGCACAUCUUUAUGUGAACUAGCCUAUACAAGCCUAAUAACACAGCCCACAAUAAUAGCGCCCAAUAACACAUCCUUGUAAGCCCUAGUUCUUGAUGUCAUUUGUUUCUCAUUUUAAGUCACUCGAAACGUUGUCUUUCUUCCCUCUCUAAAGCCCAAUAACAUGGUGUUGAACUAUGAAACCUAUAACCCUUCUCCCGUUCGGUCAGUAGGUGCCCUUUCGGCAACCCCGUCUCCAUCAUCAACACCAACAAGCAGGCCCAAUCCAUUAGCAUCACCACCUUAGAUCCCACCCACCCAACAGGUAGUCUAAACCUGGAACACCCAUGUCUCAGAUCUGACUCUCCCUACCACCAGCAUUUCAGACCCCAAUCCAAACAAAAUUCAAUUCAUGAUGGAGACACUUCGACAAGAAGAUGUGAGGGUAGUUCCUGCGGCGGUACUUCGUCAGAUUAUUUGCAAUCCGGCCGAGAUACCGGAUGAGUGGAAGGAUAUGAAGAUGAUGUCUAAUCAUGGGGAUUUGCUUCCGGUUCACCUCCCAAAUAUUUCUGAUUUGGUCGUUCUAAUAGCCCUAGUGAAGCAGCUAUUUUUCUGGAUGAUGAACAAACUCGGUGAACAGGAUUCUUUGGAUGUAAUCCCUCCAGAAUUUGCAUGCAUUCUGGACCCACCCCCAGUUAUACCACGAAUAAUUGAAACGAUUGAACUUAAGUAUGCUACAGUGAAUAUAGAAACAAGAAGUUGGACAAACGCUAUGAAACUAGUUCCCGCUAGUAGCAGUGAGCAACAAAUACAGCUGAACAUAUUCUGGGAGUCCCAACAAUCGCUAGAUCUGGAAAGACCAAUAAAACUUUAUGUUGUUCCAAGGCAUUACAUUUUAGUGGAUCCUAGCAACGACGAGGAAAGGGAAUUCAUUCCAAGCUUAACGGAAGAUGAGGUCGAGGUCGACCCCUUUCCCCUCCCCAUCCAUAACAUGUGCAUCCUCAUCCUUUGUAUCUUUUCUACCAAUCAGAGCCUCAUACCAAGGUGUCCAAGGUGUCAUUCAGGGACCAGGUGUGUAAGAAUGUUCAGGUAAUAUGUUCGAAUAUGCUCGUAUGUAUGUAGGUUUGCUAACUUAAAGACGCGCAUUAGAGGAAGGCAAUAAAUUGUUAAACAGGAAGGGUGUUAGGCAUCAAGGAUGUUAGGCAGGAAGAAUGUUAAACUGUAACAUUCUCAUUUUGCAAUCAACCCUGUAACGUUCUUAUUUUGGAUUCAAGCCUAUGACAUUAUUUUAGAUGAAACCUUGCAUCCUAAUUCUAAUGUUCUAAUGUUCAUUUUGGAUUGUAAUCUUAACAUUACUAUUAAUGUAUCGGUGUAUUAUUAUGACAAACUUGUGACAUUAUCAGCAAAUACAAUAUUAUUACUUCCACAAAUUUUUAUGAAACAAUCAUAUUACAGCUGUUUCGGGGGUUUCUAAGGUGUCCUACGGGAGAGUUACAGCACCGGUAAUGUACGCCUGACUUCUGUACCUGCAAAACCACGAAACUCCGGUUGGGUGGAGUUUCGCCUCCGACGGUCAAGUUAGAAUAACUUCGGAUGAAAUUACGUGCAGAAGGUAAAUUGAUUCUCUCGGAUUCCGGGAGAUUCCGCAAUUAAUAUUGCUCGGGUUUUUUGUGUAUAUUUUCUGAAUAUCAAUAAAUGAGGUAGAUUCCUCUAUUUAUAGCAGAUGGGUCUGCUCCCCCAUAGGGGGUACGAUGCCACGUGGCAUCCAGUGGUUGGAUCCCAUGGUGCAAUGGGAGGAUGACACGUGUCAGAUCCCCAUAGGUCCACGUGUCCAGGGUAACUUUUACCCUAAACAUUUUCCCCUCACGGGUGCUGACGUGGCUAUGCCACGUGGCACCUGUGACACGCGCCAUCCAAGCAAGAAGAGGACGAUUCGCCUCCUUCCCUCUCUUUUUUCAAAUUUCAAACUGAGGGGGGAGGGUGACGGUUCGCCUUCUGGGAACCCCUAUAAAUAAGCAUCCCCCUCCUUUCAUUUCUCACUUUGCCAUUUUUGAGAGAAUUUACUUGAGAAAAAAAGCGAGAGCUCUUGACCCCGCCUGCUUAUUUACGCAAACAGCCGCUCUUCUGGAUACCGCUUGAGUUACGCAUUCCGCCUCAUUAAGGUAUCCUUCUGACUCAGUCGGACUUUUUAAUUGAAUGUUUGAUUAUGCUGCAACCGGCGUUUGCCGUUUGGAGCUUUUUAGGCAAUUUUGUAUAAAUUGCGUCUAUUGAAAAUCUCAGCCGGUGUAGUCCGUCUGAGUUAUCUUCUGGCAUUUAUUGAAGGUGCUCAAUAGGCCCUCAGUCGGUUCAAACCGUCUAGGGCAUCAAACAAGCAAUCUCAUAGGUGAGAUGCAUUUAAUAGACCCUCAGCC
Molecule: messenger RNA, 2520 nt
Organism: Chenopodium quinoa (quinoa)
Lineage: Eukaryota; Viridiplantae; Streptophyta; Magnoliopsida; Caryophyllales; Amaranthaceae
Exons: 2
Coding region: 522-1202 (226 amino acids)
Source: RefSeq, a predicted model, not a curated record